AUGGAUGCAGAAACUUCCAAAAAACGAAUAAGAAAAAGUAACUGGGACCCCAGGGACGAGAUUACAUUAGUGGAGGAGGUACAGAAGAGGGAGAAGGUACUCUUUGGAAAAUUAGACGGGUCAGGGAGGACUUCUGUUGAUAAGACAAAGGCCUGGAAAGAGGUCACUGACCUAGUCAAUGCUGGAAGUACAUUUAGUUCGUGCAGAGACGUGAAUGAAAUAAAGAAGAAAUACCAGAACAUCAAACAGAAAGCAAAAGAAAAGAGAAGUGCUAUUUUGAACCCUAAGACUGGGGGAGGGAAAAAACCAUCAUCCCCGAAUGUUAGUGAACAGUUGUUGUUGGACAACUUGGAAGGCAGACCAAGUCUAUGUGGCCUUCCUAGUGGAAUAGACACUGCAGCUGAAUCAGUUGUGGAUUUCUCAGAUGACAACCAUGCCUUGCAUGAAUUAGAUUUGACUAUAGUGAGACCACUCAGCUUGAGCAUUUGUUACCAUAAACACAGCCUCUGCCCUCCACAUCUACCACUUCAUCAACAGAGCUUCAUUUGA
Molecule: messenger RNA, 549 nt
Organism: Saccostrea echinata
Lineage: Eukaryota; Metazoa; Mollusca; Bivalvia; Ostreida; Ostreidae
Exons: 4
Coding region: 1-549 (182 amino acids)
Cellular component (GO): nucleus
Source: RefSeq, a predicted model, not a curated record